AUGGCGGCGCUGGUGGAGACGAGCAUGGGGGUGGUGCGGGAGGUGCUGGGCGACUCGGUGGUGGACGAGGUGGACGAGCCCAUCGUCUCCUACAUCGCCAACGUCCUCGCCGACCAGGACUUCGACUUCGGGCCCCCCGACGGCCACGGCAUCUUCGACGCCCUCGGCGACCUCCUCAUCGACGCCCGCUGCGUCUACGACCGCGAGCACUGCCUCGAGGUCUGCACUAAGCUCUGUGAGAAGUUGGGAAGCCAUGGCAUCGUCAAACCUAAGGCAGCCGUGCGGAGCCUCGCCACGCCUCUGCGCAUGAACGCGGGGAUGGAGGAGCAGGUCGCCCCCAAGAAGCCAGAGAAUAUCUUCGACGCGCCCUUGCUGUCCUCGCGCGACAAGGCCAAGCUCGAGCGGAACAAGAGAAAAGAAGACAGGCAAAGAGAGGCCCAGUACCAAAUGCAUGUUGCCGAAAUGGAGGCGCUCAGGGCUGGAAUGCCUCCAGUUUAUGUAAAUCACAGUAAUGUGGGUGGCACAACCAUUAGGGAUAUCCAUAUGGAGAACUUCAGUGUUACUGUUGGAGGUCGUGAUCUUAUUCAAGAUGUCACCUUAACGCUCGCUUUUGGAAGGCACUAUGGUCUUGUUGGAAGAAAUGGUACUGGAAAGACUUCUCUUCUCAGAGCUAUGGCUCAACAUGCAAUCGACGGAAUUCCUAAGAACUGCCAAAUAUUGCACGUUGAACAAGAGGUCACGGGUGAUGACACAACAGCUUUGCAGUGUGUGCUGAAUGCUGAUGUUGAACGGGUCCAGCUUAUGCAAGAAGAGGCCCAGCUGGGUCAAUUACUGAAAGAUCUAGAGUAUGAUGCAGAGUCCAAACAGAGCCUAGACAAGAGCAAGGGUGAUGUUGACAAAGAUUCUAUCAGCAAGAGGCUUGAGGAGAUAUACAAGAGACUUGAAUUCAUUGAUGCAGAUGCAGCAGAAGCUCGUGCAGCAUCAAUUCUGGCGGGUCUCAGUUUCACUCCAGAAAUGCAAUGCAAAAAUACAAAAUCAUUUUCAGGAGGAUGGCGGAUGAGAAUAGCACUAGCACGUGCUCUAUUCAUUGAGCCAGAUUUACUGCUACUUGAUGAGCCAACAAAUCAUCUUGAUCUGCAUGCUGUGUUAUGGUUAGAAACAUAUCUCCUGAAGUGGCCAAAGACAUUCAUUGUUGUGUCCCACGCUAGAGAGUUUCUGAAUACGGUUGUCACCGACGUUCUUCACCUACAUGGUAAGAAGCUACAUGCUUACAAAGGUGACUAUGACACAUUUGAGAGGACAAGGGAGGAGCACCUCAAGAAUCAGAUGAAAGCCUUCGAAACAAAUGAGAAGGCCAGAGGACACAUGCAGGCAUUCAUUGACAAGUUCAGAUACAAUGCAAAGAGAGCAUCACUUGUUCAAUCAAGAAUCAAGGCAUUGGAGCGAAUGGAACAUGUUGACGCUGUUGUUAGUGACCCAGACUAUAAAUUCGAAUUUCCAACUCCAGAUGACCGUCCUGGACCACCAAUCAUUAGCUUCAGUGAUGCGUCAUUUGGUUAUCCUGGAGGGCCUAUUUUGUUUAAAAACUUGAAUUUUGGUAUCGACCUCGACAGCCGCAUAGCAAUGGUUGGUUCAAACGGUAUCGGGAAGUCCACUAUACUGAAAUUAAUAUCUGGAGACCUGCAGCCAACUUCGGGAACAGUGUUUCGCUCCCCCAAGGUCCGCAUGGCUGUAUUCAGUCAGCAUCAUGUUGAUGGACUUGAUUUGACGGUGAACCCGCUUUUGUACAUGAUGAGAUGCUUCCCGGGUGUACCUGAACAGAAACUGAGGUCACAUUUGGGUUCCUUCGGUGUUACAGGAAAUCUUGCCCUCCAAUCUAUGUACACUUUAUCAGGUGGUCAGAAGAGUAGGGUCGCGUUCGCGAAGAUCACCUUCAAGAAGCCGCACAUUAUCCUUCUUGAUGAGCCUUCUAACCAUCUUGAUCUCGACGCAGUGGAGGCGCUCAUCCAGGGUCUGCUCAUAUUCCAGGGAGGAGUGCUGAUGGUGAGUCACGACGAGCAUCUGAUCACGGGGAGUGUGGAUGAGCUCUGGGCGGUGACCGAUGGCAAGGUCGCCCCGUUCCCGGGCACGUUCAAGGAGUACAAGAAGAUGCUCACGACAUAA
Triticum turgidum subsp. durum (durum wheat) is the source of this 2163-nucleotide messenger RNA. The record is from the annotation of a GenBank genome assembly. Lineage: Eukaryota; Viridiplantae; Streptophyta; Magnoliopsida; Poales; Poaceae.